AUGGAGUGGAAGAAUAACCUGAGGCGCGUCCAGUCAAUGAAGAGCAUCCCCUCGUCAGGUGACAAACCGGCCUGGACAGACAUAGGACUGCGGGACAGAAAGACAUCAGUGUCAGACUUAGUGUCCAGGUAUCAGACCACAGAGAAAGUGACAGUCAUUCACACAACUGUGGUAGAUGAUGGUAAAGGAAAGCCAAAACAAGUGGUAAAAGAGAUAAAAUCACAUCUUGUAGACAAAGCUGACACUAGCCUGGAGACUCUGAUGAGGAGAAAUGAGGAGAAGGAGCGGUCCAGAGGCAAAGCCAGUCUGAACCGCAGCGUAUCGAUGGGCAGCCUUCAGAACAGCGCCGUGUCCAUCGAGGCCCUGAAAGCUCAGUUUGAGUCCAAGGAUGCAGCGCUAAACAAAGCCAAGCGCAGUUUUAGGGCUGCAAACUUUACAUCACCCUCCGCGGCUGAUGUGCCAGUGAUGAAUGGAGAGGUUAAGGAUGCAAAGAAGAGCCCUGCAGAGGAAAAGACGAGACAAACGCAUGUUGAUAGAGUCGAUGCAAAAGAAGAGCAGGUGACUCAAAAGGUGGUGAAUCGGACCCUGACAGAGAGGAGAAAAACAAUAGGGGGUAUUGAUUUUGAAAAAAUUGCAGCCUCUCAAGACGAGGAAAAGAGGAGGUCAGCUGCAGACUUCAGAGACAGCUCUUUCAUCCAAACCAAGGAGAAACUGUCUGUCUCGGUCAAAGCGAUGUCUGCUCUCUAUCUGUCAAAAGUGGCACCUAAGGAAUCAACACACAGUCCGUUAAAACUGGAACAAGACCAGUCACGUAAAUCUGGGAAAGGAGUAAAACUAGUCAAGAUGUCUGAAGACUCAACAUCCCAGCAAAGGAAAGACGACCUUCCUCCACCUCCUUCUGCCGGAUGCCAAUCAGGAUGGGAAGAUUUCUCUUUAGCACAUCCUCAACAACCCAUGGCAUCCCAAAUUUCCAAAGAGAAGUUCUACCAACAGCGGAAGAAAUGCGAGCUAAGAAGGCUCCUGAAGCACACACACCCAGAGCUGAAGAUGCUGGAUGAUGUUGUGGACGAGGAGCUCGCUGAGGUUUUGAGCUCAGAAGGGUCGACAGCUGGUGAAACUGGAUACGAGGGAGAGGUCUUUUCAAGACGCCUGAUAUUUGAGAACUGUGGACGGAGUAACCAAGUGUCUCCUUACACCUCCAAGACACACAUGGCAGAAGGAACAGUGGAAAGACGUGACUUCAGUAAAACACCAGCUGUUUCUGAGGCGCCUCAUGCUGAAAGUGCUAAAGAGAUCCUAGAGGAUGACAAAUCAGUUGGAUUUAGUCCAGAUCCUACCAGAGAGUGUGAGGAGGAGAUGAUAAGAAUAGAUGUUCAGGCUACCAGAAGGGUAUUUGAGAAUCAGUCUGUGAACACAUCCAGGCCAAAUCCAGAUAAUAAGUUCCAGGGGAAAGUUUCUAUUUCUGAGGAUGAGACAAAGGCAGUUCAAAAACAAAAAAAGCAGUUUGAAAUAAGUAGCAAAGACAAUUUACACAGCAAAUGUAAAAGCAUGAACACAGAUUUAGAAGUGUCACGUUCUCAUGAUGCUGAGAGUCCUUAG
This is a messenger RNA of Acanthochromis polyacanthus (spiny chromis), 1599 nucleotides long. RefSeq lists its product as uncharacterized. The transcript has 8 exons. Bases 1 to 1599 code for a protein of 532 amino acids. Gene Ontology annotation, molecular function: actin filament binding. Gene Ontology annotation, biological process: actin filament organization; actin cytoskeleton organization. Gene Ontology annotation, cellular component: focal adhesion; stress fiber. The record is from RefSeq and is a predicted model, not a curated record. Lineage: Eukaryota; Metazoa; Chordata; Actinopteri; Pomacentridae.